This is a messenger RNA of Chaetomium globosum CBS 148.51, 642 nucleotides long. RefSeq lists its product as uncharacterized. The record is from RefSeq and is a predicted model, not a curated record. Lineage: Eukaryota; Fungi; Ascomycota; Sordariomycetes; Sordariales; Chaetomiaceae. The transcript has a single exon. Bases 1 to 642 code for a protein of 213 amino acids.
AUGACCGACACCAACACCAACACCGCCCCUGACACCCAAGCGGCUGAAUCCCCUUUUGGCCCCCCCAUCCGUUACAUCACCACCCAUGACCCCGCCACCGGCAAAUCCGUCUUCACCACCGCCCUCCCCACCGAGGUCCCCGGAUUCAGCAUGCCCGGCCUGGCCAUAUUCGACGCCUAUAAAACCCUCACCAGCCCGGUCAGCCUCAACGACGAAGCCGACCUAGCCGCCCUCCAACCCCAACCCCCGUCCACCUCAUCAUCUCACCCACCUCCCCCAAACACCACCACCACCGCCACCCCCUCCUCACUCCCCAACCCCAACAACACCACCACCACCCCCACUGAACCCGCCAUCUGGUUCCCCACAUCCCACCCACACACCCAAACCCUCCUCCGCUACUGCGACUUCCCCCCCGGCGCCUCCUCCCCUUUGCACCGCACCGAGACCCUCGACAUGGGCGUGGUGGUGGCCGGGCAGGCGGAAGUGCGACUGGAUUCGGGGGAGGCAAGGACGCUGCGGGUGGGGGAUAGCAUUAUCCAGAGGGGGACCAUGCAUGCGUGGCGGAAUGUGAGUGAACGCGAGUGGGUAAGGUUGGUGGUGUUUUUGGUGGGGGUGGACGAGGUGAGGGUGGGGGGGUGA